CUGGACUGAGUGUGGUGAAUUCAAGUUGCCUUUAGGAAUGGCUGAAAAAGCCCACACCUGGAGAUCCCUCCCUCCCUGCCCCUCCACAGCAGGUCGCAUCUGGGAGACUCUCCAGUCAUUAGAGGAAUGAGCCGGGAGUGAGCAAUUCGCCAGCUCACCAGCACUGGGUGGAAAGCAGCAGGCAAGGAUGGAUGUGGUCAACAGCCUUCUUGUGAAUGGAAGCAACAUCACCCCUCCUUGCGAACUAGGCAUCGAAAAUGAGACGCUUUUCUGCUUGGAUCAGCCCCAUCCAUCCAAAGAGUGGCAGCCAGCUGUGCAGAUUCUCUUGUAUUCCUUGAUAUUCCUGCUCAGCGUGCUGGGGAACACGCUGGUCAUCACGGUGCUGAUUCGAAACAAGAGGAUGAGAACCGUCACCAACAUCUUCCUGCUGUCCCUGGCCAUCAGCGACCUCAUGCUCUGCCUCUUCUGUAUGCCGUUCAACCUCAUCCCCAACCUGCUCAAGGAUUUCAUCUUCGGGAACGCUGUUUGCAAGACCACCACCUACUUCAUGGGCACCUCUGUGAGUGUAUCCACUUUUAAUCUGGUCGCCAUAUCUCUGGAGCGAUACGGUGCGAUUUGCAAACCCUUACAGUCCCGGGUCUGGCAGACGAAAUCCCACGCUUUGAAGGUGAUUGCUGCUACCUGGUGCCUCUCCUUUACCAUCAUGACUCCGUACCCGAUUUAUAGCAACUUGGUGCCUUUUACCAAAAAUAACAACCAGACCGCAAAUAUGUGCCGCUUUCUACUGCCAAAUGAUGUUAUGCAGCAGUCCUGGCACACGUUCCUGUUACUCAUCCUCUUUCUUAUUCCUGGAAUCGUAAUGAUGGUAGCAUAUGGAUUAAUCUCUUUGGAACUUUACCAAGGAAUAAAAUUUGAUGCUAGCCAGAAGAAGUCUGCUAGAGAAAGGAAACCGAGCGCCGGCAGCAGCGGCCGAUACGAGGACAGUGACGGGUGUUACCUGCAGAAGUCCAAGCACCCACGCAAGCUGGAGCUUCAGCGCCUGUCGCCCGGCGGCAGCGGCAGGGUCAACCGCAUCAGGAGCAGCAGCUCCGCGGCCAACCUGAUGGCCAAGAAGCGGGUGAUCCGCAUGCUCAUGGUCAUCGUGGUCCUCUUCUUCCUGUGCUGGAUGCCCAUCUUCAGCGUCAACGCCUGGCGGGCCUAUGACACGGCCUCCGCCGAGCGCCACCUCUCGGGGACCCCCAUUUCCUUCAUCCUCCUGCUCUCCUACACCUCCUCCUGCGUCAACCCCAUCAUCUACUGCUUCAUGAACAAACGGUUCCGCCUCGGCUUCAUGGCCACCUUCCCCUGCUGCCCCAACCCUGGUCCCCCAGGGGCGAGAGGAGAGCCGGGAGAGGAGGAGGAAGGCAGGACCACCGGGGCCUCGCUGUCCAGGUACUCAUACAGCCACAUGAGCGCCUCUGCCCCGCCCCCGUGACUCCACCCCGGCCCCCCAGCGCCGAAGGAGGGAUGGGGGGACUGAGGAAGGAGCGAGCGAAGGAGGAGGGGAAAGGAGGCGAGAAGUGAGGGAGACGAAAGGCUCCAUUUCCAGGGGUGACUCUUGUCCGCUUUUCAUCCUUCAUCCAGGUUCUGGGAAACACUGCUGGGGGUGGGGCCAUGACUUGGUCUCUAGGCAGUUCAGGGCAGGAAAUGUUCAAUAUUAUUCGCCAUCAG
Molecule: messenger RNA, 1710 nt
Organism: Pteropus alecto (black flying fox)
Lineage: Eukaryota; Metazoa; Chordata; Mammalia; Chiroptera; Pteropodidae
Gene: CCKAR
Product: cholecystokinin A receptor
Exons: 5
Coding region: 188-1474 (428 amino acids)
Biological process (GO): neuropeptide signaling pathway
Cellular component (GO): membrane
Molecular function (GO): cholecystokinin receptor activity; neuropeptide receptor activity
Source: RefSeq, a predicted model, not a curated record